Messenger RNA from Phragmites australis (common reed), 1498 nucleotides. Its product is annotated as ferredoxin--NADP reductase, root isozyme, chloroplastic-like. Gene Ontology annotation, molecular function: oxidoreductase activity. The transcript is spliced from 6 exons. The record is from RefSeq and is a predicted model, not a curated record. NCBI's taxonomy places the organism in Eukaryota, Viridiplantae, Streptophyta, Magnoliopsida, Poales, Poaceae. The coding region runs from base 129 to 1265 and encodes 378 amino acids.
UCCUUUCCGUCACCUCAAGAGCUCACUCCUCUCCUCUCCUCCCCCUCUAUAAACCCGCCUCCUCUCCUCUCUCCACUCCCGUCUCCCAGAUCAAAGCCCCCGCCCGCACCCCUUCCUCGCGAUCGAUCAUGGCGACUGCUGCUGCGCCCCAGGUGGCUUUCUCGGCGCCGGUUAGCUCGGAUCACGGCGCGAGGAGUUGCGGAAUCAAGGGUAACAACAACCUUAGCUUCAGCAGCAAAUAUUGGUUGGGUGCCACAUUGGCGUGGGAGAGCAAGGCGGUGCGACCCAGCCAUGCGAACAAGGUGUUGUGCAUGUCAGUUCAGCAGGCGAGCAAGAGCAAAGUCGCCGUUGCGCCGCUCUAUUUGGAGAAUGCCAAGGAGCCACCCCUCAACACAUACAAGCCAAAGGAUCCCUACACGGCCACAAUUGUCUCGGUGGAGAGGCUUGUAGGUCCCAAAGCUCCAGGAGAGACAUGCCAUGUCGUCAUUGACCAUGGUGGCAAUGUGCCUUACUGGGAGGGCCAGAGUUACGGUGUGAUUCCUCCUGGAGAAAACCCAAAGAAGCCUGGAGCCCCGCAUAACGUUCGGCUUUAUUCAAUUGCAUCUACUAGGUACGGAGAUAAAUUUGAUGGAAAGACUGCAACGUUGUGUGUCCGUCGGGCAGUUUAUUAUGACUCUGAAACUGGCAAGGAAGACCCCUCAAAGAAUGGUAUCUGCAGUAACUUCCUAUGCAACUCAAAACCUGGGGACAAGAUUCAGUUGACAGGCCCCUCCGGCAAAAUAAUGCUCCUACCUGAGGAUGAUCCAAAUGCGACCCAUAUCAUGAUUGCCACUGGCACUGGUGUUGCUCCCUUCCGUGGGUACCUACGCCGCAUGUUCAUGGAAGAUGUCCCAAAUUACAGAUUUGGUGGCCUAGCCUGGCUCUUCCUUGGCGUUGCUAACUCUGACACUCUUCUCUAUGACGAAGAGUUCACAAGCUAUCUCAAGCAGUACCCAGAUAAUUUCAGGUAUGACAAAGCACUCAGCAGGGAGCAGAAGAACAGGAGCGGUGGCAAGAUGUACGUUCAGGACAAGAUCGAGGAGUACAGCGAUGAAAUUUUCAAGCUUUUGGAUGGUGGUGCUCACAUCUACUUCUGCGGUUUGAAAGGGAUGAUGCCAGGGAUUCAGGACACCCUCAAGAAGGUGGCGGAGCAGAGAGGGGAGAGCUGGGAUCAGAAGCUGUCGCAGCUCAAGAAGAACAAGCAAUGGCACGUCGAGGUUUACUAGGAUUUGGAUUUUAAGGCAUUAUGAUUGUUGUGCUUCGAGUCAAUCCAAGAGGAGAUACAAACAGAUGAUUGAAUGAUGAAUGAUUCUUGUGGCGGUGUAAAAUUUUCGAACUUUUCUUAUGGAGGAGAAUCAUAAAAUCACCCGUGUAAUGCAUAAGCUUCUGCCUCACAUGAUGCACAGAAUGGAGCGUGUAACUUAUGGUCGUUGCAAUUGCAGUGCAGUGGUUUCCUAUC